AUGCCUGCGCGCGCGCCGCCCCGCGCCGCCGCCGCCGCCGCCGCCGCGGGCUCCCCGGGCUCCGCGCUCCCCGCGGGCUCCGCGCCGCCCCGGCCCCGGCCCGCCGCGCCGCGCCCCUGGCGCUGGCUGCUGCUGCUCGCGCUGCCCGCCGCCUGCUCCCCCGCGCCCGCGCCGCGCCCCGUCUACACCAACCACUGGGCGGUGCGGGUGCUCGGGGGCCCCGAGGCCGCCGACCGCGUGGCCGCCGCGCACGGCUACCGCAACCUGGGCCAGAUUGGGCCCCUGGAAGAUUACUACCAUUUCUACCACAGCAAAACCUUUAAGCGUUCCACCGUGAGCAGCAGAGGCCCUCACACCCUGCUGAGACUGGACCCCCAGGUGAAAUGGCUCCAGCAACAGGAAGUGAAACGCAGGGUGAAGAGGCAGGUGCCGAGAGACACACAGUCCCUUUAUUUCAACGACCCCAUUUGGUCCAAUAUGUGGUACCUGCAUUGUGGGGACAAGCACAGCCGCUGCCGGUCAGAGAUGAACGUCCAGGCGGCGUGGAGGCGGGGCUACACGGGCAAGAACGUCGUGGUCACCAUCCUGGAUGAUGGUAUCGAGAGGAAUCACCCGGACCUGGCCCCCAACUACGAUCCCUCCGCGAGCUACGAUGUCAAUGGAAAUGACUAUGACCCAUCGCCCCGCUAUGAUGCGAGCAACGAGAACAAACAUGGCACUCGUUGUGCGGGAGAAGUUGCUGCCUCAGCCAACAACUCUUACUGCAUCGUGGGCAUAGCAUACAAUGCUAAAAUAGGAGGCAUCCGCAUGCUGGACGGCGAUGUCACUGAUGUGGUUGAAGCUAAGUCGCUGGGCAUCAAACCCAACUACAUCGACAUUUACAGCUCCAGCUGGGGGCCAGAUGACGACGGGAAGACGGUGGACGGCCCCGGCCGACUGGCUAAACAGGCUUUCGAGUAUGGCAUUAAAAAGGGCCGGCAGGGGUUGGGUUCCAUCUUUGUCUGGGCCUCGGGGAACGGCGGGAGAGAGGGCGACCACUGCUCCUGCGACGGCUACACCAACAGCAUCUACACCAUCUCGGUGAGCAGCACCACGGAGAACGGCCACAAGCCCUGGUACCUGGAGGAGUGCGCGUCCACGCUGGCCACCACCUACAGCAGCGGCGCCUUCUACGAGCGCAAGAUCGUCACCACCGAUCUGCGGCAUCGCUGCACUGACGGCCACACCGGGACGUCCGUCUCGGCCCCCAUGGUGGCUGGCAUGCUCGCCUUGGCUCUAGAAGCAAACAGCCAGCUAACCUGGAGGGACGUCCAGCACCUGCUGGUGAAGACGUCUCGGCCCGCACACCUGAAGGCGAAUGACUGGAAGAUCAAUGGAGCCGGGCGUAAAGUUAGCCAUCUCUAUGGAUUUGGCUUGGUGGAUGCAGAAGCUCUGGUGGUGGAGGCGAAGAAGUGGACCGCUGUCCCGUCCCAGCACACAUGCGUGGCUGCCACGGACAAGAGGCCCAGGAGCAUCCCCAUAGCGCACGUGCUGAGGACCACGGCCCUGACCCACGCCUGCGCCGACCACUCGGACCAGCGCGUGGUCUACCUGGAGCACGUGGUGGCCCGCAUCUCCAUCUCGCACCCGCGCCGGGGCGACCUCCAGAUCCACCUGACUUCUCCCUCGGGGACCAGGUCGCAACUUCUGGCCAAGAGAUUGCUGGACUUUUCCAGCGAGGGAUUUACAAACUGGGAGUUCAUGACCGUCCACUGUUGGGGAGAGAAGGCGGAAGGCGAAUGGACCUUAGAAAUCCAAGACCUGCCCUCGCAGGUGCGCAACCCGGACAAGCAAGGAAAGUUGAAGGAGUGGAGCCUGAUCCUGUACGGCACCGCGGAGCACCCCCACCGGGCCUUCAGCUCCCACCAGUCCCGCUCCCGGAUGCUGGAGCUCUCAGCCCUGGAGACGGCGCCCCCCGUGGCCGCUAGCCCGUCGGUCCAGGCGGAGCUGCCCGAGGAGGAGGAAGAUUAUCUAGCUCCUCACAUCCAAGACUCUCCUAAUAUUAUACAAACCAGUGAGUGCCAUCCUGAGUGUGGUACCAAAGGCUGCGAUGGUCCCAAUGCUGACCAGUGCUUGAACUGUGUCCACUUCAGCCUGGGAAACUCCAAGACCGGCAGGAAGUGUGUGAGCGAGUGCCCCUUGGGCUAUUUUGGGGACUCCGCCGCACGCCGGUGCCGCCGGUGCCACAGGGGCUGUGAUACGUGCUCGGGCCGCAGCCAGACCCAGUGCCUGUCGUGCCGGCGUGGCUUCUAUUACCACCAGGAGAUCAACGCCUGUGUGAUCCAGUGUCCCGCUGGGUUCUAUGCGGAUGACAGUCAGAAAAACUGCCUUAAGUGCCACCCAAGCUGUAAAAAGUGCAUGGGGGAACCGGAGCUGUGUACAGACUGUAAGGAAGGAUUCAGCGUCACCCGGGGAAGCUGCAUUCCAAACUGUGAGCCUGGAACCUACUUCGAUUCAGAGCUAAUCAGAUGUGGGCAGUGCCAUCACACCUGCCGAACCUGCGUGGGGCCCAGCAGAGAAGAAUGCAUCCACUGUGCCCCAAACUUACAUUUCCAAGACUGGAAGUGUGUGCCGGAUUGCAGCGAGGGCUUCUACGCGGAGAAGACGCCCGGCGUGCCCCACAAAGUGUGUCAAAGGUGUGAGGAGAACUGUGCCAGCUGUGAGGACUCCAGCCAGAACUGCAGCCGGUGCAAGGCGGGCUUCACACAGCUGGGGAGCUCGUGCAUCACCAACCACACCUGCAGCAACGCUGACGAGACCUUCUGCGAGAUGGUGAAAUCCAACCGGCUCUGCGAGCGGAAGCUCUUCAUCCACUUCUGCUGCCGCACGUGCCUGCUGGCGGGGUAGGAGCGCCGGCUGCAGGUCCACUACCCAUCCGUCCGCCUUCCUCUAGACUGUCGGCCAGAAUCUCGUUCCAGGGGCGAUCCCCUGCACCUGACAGCUUUAUCUCCCCGUGAGCUGGGUACUCCCACACGCCCCCCGCCCAGGGGAACCCGAACCAAGUGGAUGGUGGCUCCGGACAUGGUGUUUCCAGGCUCUGGCAAACCUUACAACAGGAACAAAAAUGAAAUGCGAGCUCUGGCUUUGGAACAGCUUCUAGGACCCUAAGUUUACUGAAUCUUCAAGACCAAAGCAGAAGGAACGAUCCCGUGCCAUGGCGUGCGGUCCGGCCAGCGGGACCCCGGGGCCACCCUCGCGGGAGCAUCGCUUGCUGCCGAGCAGCCUGGAGGAUGGUUAGAUGGGAUGGUUCAGUGAAACACGCUUCGGGCCAUAGGCUAGACGACCACUGCGGCUGGAACGGGUUUCUGCGGAGUCAGCUCCUCUAGAAAGAGCAGCAGUGGCCCAGAAGGUCCAAUGCCGACCGCAUGCAACGCUGGGCCUCUCUGGGUACAAUCCUCUCGGGGCAGACUGUGUUGUCCGGUCUCUCAGGCCUGGACCACCACCUCUACCUGAUUCAGAACCUUCCGAGGAGAGUCCCCAGGAGGCCAGUCAGAAGAUGCCCGGAUGGACCGGCCGAGCCACGCCCUCUCAACAACAUAUAAAGCCAGCCUAGGAAGCGCUAGUCACGCAUGGAAUUGCAUCUGCAGGUCCACUUGGCCUCAUGCUCAGGAGAUUCCAUCUCCAGUCGGACGCUGCUGCGUCUGUGUAGGGCGAGACGCCUACGACGGCACAGCCAGAUCCAUUUCUGCCAAACCUGUGUAGGCAUUUUAUAAGCGACAUGUUCUAAUUUUUACUGAUAAAUAUCUCAUAUAUUUUCAUUGAAAUGCACAGAUCUGCUUGAUUUCCCCCCCCCCACACUCAAAUAUGGGAAUAACAUUUGCCUUAAAUUUUUGCAACCUCGUCUCUCCAUGUUGUCCUGCUUUCUUUUCUGAUGACAACGCAUUUGCCUGGUCGUUGUCGCCUGCGAGCUGGCAGAGAAGCAGGCUGCAGUCUGUUGAGCUCACCCCCACCCAGAACAAAAGAAAUCAGAGAAGCAAAUACUAUGUUAAUCCUAAAUUAAUAAAAAGCGUUUAACUUCCUAUA
Molecule: messenger RNA, 4062 nt
Organism: Perognathus longimembris pacificus (Pacific pocket mouse)
Lineage: Eukaryota; Metazoa; Chordata; Mammalia; Rodentia; Heteromyidae
Gene: Pcsk6
Product: proprotein convertase subtilisin/kexin type 6
Exons: 22
Coding region: 1-2886 (961 amino acids)
Biological process (GO): peptide hormone processing
Cellular component (GO): membrane; cell surface
Molecular function (GO): serine-type endopeptidase activity
Source: RefSeq, a predicted model, not a curated record